Molecule: messenger RNA, 2822 nt
Organism: Mytilus californianus (California mussel)
Lineage: Eukaryota; Metazoa; Mollusca; Bivalvia; Mytilida; Mytilidae
Product: SWI/SNF-related matrix-associated actin-dependent regulator of chromatin subfamily A-like protein 1
Exons: 17
Coding region: 88-2706 (872 amino acids)
Biological process (GO): DNA repair; replication fork processing
Cellular component (GO): nuclear replication fork
Molecular function (GO): ATP binding; ATP-dependent chromatin remodeler activity
Source: RefSeq, a predicted model, not a curated record
GUAUCGAAUUGCAGCAUCUGGUUUCGAUUUGAUUGUGAUUCUUGAAAUGUUUAUUAGAUUUAGUUGGUAUGUUAUAAUAUAUUGAAAAUGUCCAGUAGUGGAGGGCUUACCGUUGAACAGAAAAGGAAGAUAGAAGAAAAUAGACAGAAGGCUUUGGCAAAACGAGCUCAGAAAACAUCCCCAAACAAAUCUGAGUAUGGGGUCAAUAAUAACAGGACAUCUGGAAAUAUACAAAAAACAGUAAAUUUUACACCAUCAACAAACAAAACAUCUGUCACUAGUAGCUCUAAACUGGUGUCUACAACAGAAGUACAAUAUUCUGGUAAUUUGUUUAAAGGAAAUAAUCUACCAAGGCAAACCUCUUACUCUUCAUCAAACAAUAAGAAUAGCCUUAGCAAUCAGAUUAACAAACAUAGUGCUCAUACUCUCUCUAAUCAAAAUGUAGUUAGUUUAUCGAGUCAAAACAGUUCUUCAGGAACAUAUAGACCAUAUACUAGUACUAGUGGUGUGGCUUCAAAUAAUGCUAGUUCAAGUAACAGUUCAAAUAAACCAUUCUGUAACACUUCUGCAGGGAAUAGUGCUUCAAGUUCUGGUCUGCAUAAACCAUUCACUUCAACAAUCUCACACAGUACUGAAUCAAAACCAACACAGAACUUUAAAGAAAUUCUGCCAUCACAAGAAAAAAAUGCAGAUAAACAGAGGAAUAUAUUUGGUGUUGGUGUUAAGCCAGUUAAAGGACAAUGUAUAUUAAUAUCAAGAGAGAGGUUUGAAGUCAAAGUUGGUUAUAGUCAGCCAUUGAUAGAGCUGUUUAAAAAGAUGAAGACUAAAAUGUAUGAUGCUGUUACCAAAAAGUGGUCAUUUAUGCUUGAAGAGUAUGAAGCAUUCAUGAAGGAAGUAACAGUAUUUAGACCACAUGUGACAAUAGAGCCUCUACCAAGGGCAAUUUUACAGGUGUUUAAUUCACAGUUAAAAGGAAAUUACCCUAUUAAAGACAUCCCUAAUGCUGACCUUUCUGAAGUGGAUGUAUCACUUGUCAACUCAUUAUUGUCCUUUCAGAGGGAAGGAGUCAAUUUUAGUGUAUCAAAGAAUGGAAGGGUUUUGAUAGCAGAUGACAUGGGACUAGGGAAGACAAUACAGGCUAUUUGUUUGGCAUGUUACUACAGGGAGGAGUGGCCAUUACUAAUUAUAGUACCAUCUUCUGUCAGAUUUGACUGGGCACAGCAAAUUAGAAGAUGGGUACCAAGUAUAGACCCACAGGAAAUUUCCGUAGCAACAACAGGAAAGGACACAUCAUCUAAUCAAGUAAACAUUGUGACUUAUGACCUUGUGGCCAGAAAAGCUAAAUAUUUACAAGAAAAACAUUUCCAAGUUGUAAUUGUGGAUGAAUGUCAUUUACUGAAAAAUUACAAAACAGCAAGAUGUAAAGCAGCAUUACCUAUUUUACAGAAUGCUCAUCGAGUGAUAUUACUCAGUGGUACACCAGCACUUUCCCGACCAUCAGAGUUAUUUACACAGAUAUCAGCUAUUUCUCCAUUCAUGUUUAAGUUCCAAGAUUUUGGUAUUCGAUACUGUGAUGGUAAACAUCAACCAUGGGGUUGGGAUUUUUCUGGAUCCUCAAAUAUGGCAGAACUUCAGAUUCUUUUAGAAGAAAAAAUUAUGAUCAGGAGAUUAAAGAAGGACGUACUUAAAGAAUUACCAGCCAAAGUACGACAAAUGGUACUUCUGGAUCCUGGUGCAAUUAAAAGUACUAAAGAUUUGAAAAAGGCUUCAAAAGUGAUGGACAUAAAAAAUUUGAAGGGUAUGGAAAGAAGAGGUGCUCUGUUAGAAUAUUUUCACCAUACAGGAACAGCCAAAAUACAAGCUGUUAAAGAUUAUUUGACAGAUUUAUUUGAAACAGACAGAAAAUUUUUAAUGUUUGCCCAUCACCAAGAAUUUUUAGAUUCUGUAGAAGAAUUAGCUCAAUCUAAACUUGGAAAAAACUAUAUCCGAAUAGAUGGAAAAACAUCACCAGAAAAAAGAAAUUACUUCUGUAAGAAGUUCCAGGAAAAUCCAGAUUAUAAACUGGCUAUUUUAUCAAUCACAGCUGCUAAUGCAGGCAUUAAUCUAUCAGCAGCUACUUUGGUUGUGUUUGGUGAACUUUUCUGGAAUCCAGGGAUACUUGUACAAGCUGAAGACAGAGCACAUAGAAUGGGACAACAGGACAUGGUCAGUGUACAUUACUUAGUGGCCCAAAACACGGCUGAUGACCAAAUAUGGCCCUUGGUACAGAAGAAAUUAGAUGUUUUGAACAAGGCUGGACUAAGUAAAGAUGACUUUUCUUCUGCAGAUACAACAACAACAAGACUAAAGGAUAGCAGGCAAACAGAUUUGAUGCAGUACUUUGAGGAAUCCUUCAUAGAAGAGGAUGACAGUUUUAUUACUGAAAAUGUUGACCAAAUAGAAGGACAUGAUGACAAUGAGGUUGAUUAUACACAUUCCAAAAAAGAUGGAUCUUUACUUAACUAUUUUUCCAGCAAGAAAAAGGAAUCUUCUAAAAAUGUGCCAACAAACAGUUCAUUCAAAAAUACUAAUACACAACAAACAAGUGGACAAUGUGCUAAUAUUGAAGGUCAGAGUUCAAAGGAUGAUUUUGAAGAUGACCUGGAACUUUUAAUGGAUGAUGAUGACUGGGAUGAAGAGCCACAACAAAAAAAAAUUAAAACUUGAACUAAUAUUUUGAUUAUUGUGCAAUAAUUACAAGAUCUGAUGAAGGUGCUAUCUCUUAUUUUCUGAUACAUAAGAAACAAAUUGUUAUAAUAAAAAUUUUCAUUCAGCAGUAAGAA